UCUCUCUCUCUCUCUCUCUCUCUCUCUUCAUCUAUCUUCUUACAUUAUCUAUAUCUCAAUGGGAUCAAACUCGGUGGCCACUCUCUUCCUUGUCCUAGCGGCAGUCGUCCCUUCCAUCUUGGCCGUGACAUUCCAGGUCGGAGAUACUGCUGGUUGGAACAGUGUUGUUGAUUACACGACUUGGGCUAGUGGAAAGACUUUCAGAGUCGGUGACACUCUAGAGUUCCAAUAUGAUCCCUCACACUCGGUGUCAGUGGUGGAUAAAGCUGGAUUCGAUGGUUGCGACAGCACUGGAGAAACACAGAGCUUUUCCGGCGGAGACACUAAGAUCAAUCUUACAACAGUGGGAACUAUGUAUUUCCUUUGCCCUAGUCCUGGUCACUGCCUAGGUGGCAUGAAACUCGCUGUUUCAGUCCUCGCCACCGCUGCAUCUCCGACCACACCUUCUCCACGGCCUUCGCCUCGAACUCCACGUAAAACACCGCCUCCAACUGCUUCCCCGCCGGCCAACGGUACGCCGGAUUCAGAAUCAUUGACUCCUUCUCCGUCUCCGUCAACGCCUUCGCUGUCUACAUCGAGAUCACCCUCUGCAUCGCCGCCAAAUGCAGCGCCGUCGUCUAAAGGAGUCAUAAACUAUGGAGUGAUUGGGAUGACGAUGGUGUUGAUGUACGGUGUUAUGAGCUAAUUAGAGAGGAUAAUUAAUUAAUAUUGGAGACAAAACUUUUUUUCUCUCUAUGUGUUUUGUUUGGUUUUGGUCGUUGGAAUUACUACAAUAGUACAAUACAAGCUCAUCUCGUGUGUUACUAAAUUAUUUUUUUUUCUUUUCUUUUCUUUUUUGGUGUAUCUGGUCAUGGUCGUAGCGCAGUAUUAUCAUUAUUAUCUUGAUUUACAUAUAUGAUUAGCGAGUA
Messenger RNA from Capsella rubella, 908 nucleotides. RefSeq names its product uclacyanin-3. The coding region runs from base 59 to 685 and encodes 208 amino acids. The transcript has 2 exons. NCBI's taxonomy places the organism in Eukaryota, Viridiplantae, Streptophyta, Magnoliopsida, Brassicales, Brassicaceae. Gene Ontology annotation, molecular function: electron transfer activity. The record is from RefSeq and is a predicted model, not a curated record. Gene Ontology annotation, cellular component: plasma membrane.